AUGGCCUCGAUUGUACCGGUGCCGGCAGUGCCUGCGUCGCUCAUCAAUGGCGUCCACCUCAAAGACCCGGGAGCUGAGGCCGUCCUAGAGAAAUACAGGGUUGAACGCACAAAGCGUAUCCGGUCUGAUGGCCAGUCCCAAUAUGUAUUCUCCCCGCUGGCCGAGUCGUACCGGGAAUUCUUCAAGGACAUCUGGGUGGACGACAGUCUCCCAGACCCGGGUCGUGACUCGGUACAGGAUGGGUCCUACCACGAAUUCCUCAUCCUAGGGGCAGGAUACGCCGGCCUCUCCAUGGCCGCCCGUCUGAGACAGAUUGGGGUCGACGCAAAUGACAUCCGGCUAGUAGACUCUGCUGGUGGAUUCGGAGGCACUUGGUGGUUCAACAGGUAUCCCGGACUCAUGUGCGACGUAGAAAGUUACAUCUAUCUCCCGCUGUUGGAAGAGCUGGAUUACAUGCCCAAGCACAAAUACUCUUACAGCCCGGAACUACGGAGACACGCGGAGAGAAUGGCGGAGCGUUGCGACUUGGUCGACAAGGCACUCUUCCAGGCCAGACUGCACAGUACCACAUGGGAUGAAUCCACCAAACGAUGGACCACGAAGGUUGUCUCCACCAAGAACGGGGAGGUGGGAAGAGAAAUGACCGUCCACUCUCGCUUCGUCGUCCUCGCCGGAGGCCCCGUCAACCUGCCGAAAGUUCCACGACUCAAGAACCUGGAAGAAUACAAAGGCCACAUGUUCCACACGGCAAGAUGGGACUACAGGUACACCGGUGGGACGGAAGAGGAGCCAGACCUCACCAACCUCCGUGUCACUGUCGAGACUCAUUCGGUUGAACGUCUUGCAACACUCCGUGACAAGUCAGUGGCCAUCAUCGGCACGGGCGCCACAGCUAUCCAAGUGGUGCCCGAGUUGGCGAAGUGGGCGAAGCAGCUCUACGUAUUUCAAAGGACACCCUCCGGUGUAGACGUCCGGGGUCAGUGCGCCACCGAUCCGACCUGGUGGGAAGAAAAGGUCCGAGGCGUAAAGGGUUGGCAGGAAGAACGUCUUCUCAACUUUGCCAGCUUCUUCAGCCUGGGUCCGCUACCGGAAACGAACCUCGUCGACGAUGGCUGGACCCAUUUCAGAUCGUACACGGCCAUGGUGGGCUGCGAGGACGCGCCCACCUCGCCUGAACAGGUCGAGGCUUACGUGAGACGGUUACAUGCCGUCGACCUGCCGCGACAGGAGCGGGUCCGAGCUCGGGUGGACGAGAUUGUGAAAGACAAAGCAACCGCCGCCGAUCUCAAGGCGUGGUAUCCCAGUUGGUGCAAGCGACCUUGCUUCCACGACGAGUAUCUCCAGUCGUUCAACGAGCCCAACGUCAAACUUGUCCACACCGACGGCCGCGGCAUCGACACACUCACCGAGAACGGCGUGUAUUUUGACGGCAAGGAAUAUCCCGUCGACGUCAUCAUCUUCAGCACCGGCUACGACAUCGCCAUUGGCAUGAGCCCUGCGGGACGCUCGUCGGUCAAGGUCACGGGCCGGAACGGCGUUGACCUCGACGACAAAUGGGCCCACCGUCUCGCCACCCUGCACGGCUGCAUGAGCAACGGCUUCCCCAACCUGUUCUUCCCGGGCCUGUCGCAGAUCGGCGGCAUCCCCAGCCAAUCGCUGACGGUCGACCACGUCGCCCAGCACAUUGCCUGGAUCCUGCAACGCGCGGCCCGCGACCACGGGGGUUCCCGGGCCUUCACGAUCGAGCCGACCGUCGAGGCCGAAGAGGCGUGGAGCCAGAAGAUCGCCGCGGGCGCCAUCGCCUUCACCGCCGCCGCCGACUGUCUGCCCAGCUACUUCAACCGCGAGGGAGACUUGACGCGCAAGGCGCAGGAGAGUCCCGAGACCCUCAAGAACUUGGCCCGAGCCGGGUUCUGGUCCAAAGGAUUUCUUGAUUUCCUGCGCGAGCUGGACGAGUGGAAGACCAGUCGGCCGUUGGAGGGGGUGGAAGUGACUCUGGAUUAG
This is a messenger RNA of Fonsecaea monophora, 2004 nucleotides long. RefSeq lists its product as hypothetical. NCBI's taxonomy places the organism in Eukaryota, Fungi, Ascomycota, Eurotiomycetes, Chaetothyriales, Herpotrichiellaceae. The transcript is spliced from 3 exons. The coding region runs from base 1 to 2004 and encodes 667 amino acids. The record is from RefSeq and is a predicted model, not a curated record.